Molecule: messenger RNA, 586 nt
Organism: Gracilinanus agilis (Agile Gracile Mouse Opossum)
Lineage: Eukaryota; Metazoa; Chordata; Mammalia; Didelphimorphia; Didelphidae
Gene: TWSG1
Product: twisted gastrulation BMP signaling modulator 1
Exons: 3
Coding region: 1-564 (187 amino acids)
Biological process (GO): regulation of BMP signaling pathway
Source: RefSeq, a predicted model, not a curated record
AUGUUCUAUUACCAGGAGCUUUGUCAGUGUCGACCUGGUGAAGGAAAUUGUUCAUGUUGUAAGGAGUGUAUGCUUUGUCUGGGCACUCUUUGGGAUGAGUGCUGUGAUUGUGUUGGUAUGUGCAAUCCACGAAAUUACAGUGAUACACCUCCCACCUCAAAGAGCACUGUAGAAGAGCUUCAUGAACCAAUCCCAUCUCUGUUCCGUGCUCUAACAGAAGGAGGCACCCAGCUGAACUGGAACAUUGUUUCAUUCCCGGUGGCUGAAGAACUUUCCCAUCAUGAGAAUUUGGUCUCAUUUUUAGAAACUGUGAACCAACCACACCAUCAGAAUGUGUCUGUUCCUAGCAACAAUGUCCAUUCACCAUAUUCCAAUGAUAAAGAACACAUGUGUACUGUGGUAUAUUUUGAUGACUGUAUGUCAAUACAUCAGUGUAAAAUCUCUUGUGAAUCCAUGGGAGCAUCUAAAUAUCGCUGGUUUCAUAAUGCCUGUUGCGAAUGUAUUGGACCAGAAUGUAUCGACUAUGGCAGUAAAACUGUCAAAUGUAUGAAUUGCAUGUUUUGAAGAAGGAAAAGUUCUAUAAUAA